Molecule: messenger RNA, 918 nt
Organism: Canis lupus familiaris (dog)
Lineage: Eukaryota; Metazoa; Chordata; Mammalia; Carnivora; Canidae
Gene: B9D1
Product: B9 domain containing 1
Exons: 7
Coding region: 133-747 (204 amino acids)
Biological process (GO): cilium assembly
Cellular component (GO): MKS complex
Source: RefSeq, a predicted model, not a curated record
UGCUUUCUUUCGCGAAGGUGCCUUCCCACGAAAUGUGUCCCACGCGCCACGCCGUCGGUUUCCAGGGCAACCCGGCACCUCUUAGCAGCCCCGCGCGCCGCGGGGGUCGUUUCCUGCGCCCCCAGCCCUGCCAUGGCGGCCGCGGGCCCCAGCGUCUUCCUACUCAUGGUCAACGGGCAGGUGGAGAGCGCCCAGUUUCCUGAGUAUGAUGAUCUCUACUGCAAGUACUGCUUUGUGUACGGCCAGGACUGGGCCCCCACGGCGGGUCUGGAGGAGGGCAUCUCACAGAUCACAUCCAAGAGCCAAGAUGUGCGGCGAGCGCUGGUGUGGAACUUCCCCAUCGAUGUCACCUUUAAAAGCACCAACCCUUAUGGCUGGCCACAGAUUGUGCUCAGUGUGUAUGGACCAGAUGUGUUUGGGAAUGAUGUGGUCCGAGGCUACGGGGCAGUGCACGUGCCUUUCUCACCUGGCAGGCACAAAAGGACCAUCCCCAUGUUUGUCCCAGAAUCCACAUCUAAGCUGCAAAAGUUUACGAGCUGGUUCAUGGGACGGCGGCCCGAGUACACAGACCCCAAGGUGGUGGCUCAGGGGGAAGGCCGGGAAGUGACCCGCGUCCACUCCCAGGGCUUUGUCACUCUCCUCUUCAACGUGGUGACCAAGGACAUGAGGAAGCUGGGCUACGACACUGGGCCUCCCGACACGCAGGGCACCCCAGGGCCCAGCCCACCACAGGGCCUCCCCCGGUGAAGGCACACACCGGCCACGGCCACCACCACCACCACUGCAUCCGGCCCCGUGGCUCUCAGGUGACACAGGGCUGUCCUUCCGGAGAGCCGGCCACAGAUCCAUGUGCUUGACGUGCAGCCUCGGGGGGUGCUGGGGCGGAUUUUGAUAAUAAAGCAUCACCUUUUCCCAGAA